CAAUGCACGAAGCGUCAGCAUCGAACGACUCGUUGAAAAAAUUGAUUUUGUAUUUUCACAUUCUUAAUUUUCGUUAACGAUGGAGGACAAGACUAGUUCCGGAAGUACCGCAGUGGCGGAAACUGCAACAGCGAACGCGAAUCCCGCGAAAAAGGCGUCCAAGUCGAAAACGAGAACAUCUCGUUCGAAGUCUUCUCAUCCACCCACUUCGGAAAUGGUAAACGCUGCCAUCAAGGAGUUGAAGGAUCGUAAAGGAUCGUCGUUGCAAGCAAUCAAGAAGUACAUCGCCACCACGUAUAAGGUUGAUGGUGAAAAAUUGUCACCAUUCAUCAAGAGGUAUUUGAAGACUGCUGUAACAUCCGGCGCAGUUGUGCAGACCAAAGGAAAAGGUGCUUCUGGCUCGUUCAAGCUCUCUUCCCCUGUGAAGGGCUCCGAUUCCAAGAGCAAACCGAAACGGGAACUGAGGAAAACUGAAACCGUUUCGGAGAAGAAAACUGCCGAAAGGAAGACUGCUAGUCCGAAGAAGGCCGCUGCCGCCCCGAAGAAACCGGCUGCGAAGAAAACAGCAGCAGCGAAGAAACCAGCGGCCGCAUCGAAGAAAAUCAAGACCGCUGCCGCAAAGAAAGCUGAGACAGCUGCUAAGCAAAAAGUAGCCCAACCGAAGAAUUUGUCGAAAACCAAGAAGGCUACGAAAGCUCCAGCAGCGAAAACAAAAACCCCUAAACCAAAAAUAGCUAAAUCACCAAGAGCCGCCAAAGCAGCAGCGAAGAAGUAAUUGUUCAGCGA
This is a messenger RNA of Hylaeus volcanicus, 786 nucleotides long. RefSeq names its product histone H1-like. The transcript has a single exon. Gene Ontology annotation, biological process: chromosome condensation; nucleosome assembly; negative regulation of DNA recombination. NCBI's taxonomy places the organism in Eukaryota, Metazoa, Arthropoda, Insecta, Hymenoptera, Colletidae. The record is from RefSeq and is a predicted model, not a curated record. Gene Ontology annotation, cellular component: nucleus; nucleosome. Bases 80 to 775 code for a protein of 231 amino acids. Gene Ontology annotation, molecular function: structural constituent of chromatin; double-stranded DNA binding; nucleosomal DNA binding.